AUGGAAACGGCAGCCUCCACUCUCUACGAACGCCUCAACCCAGACACCUCCGAGAUUCGACUACUAGAGGUUCCCUCAGAUGGCUCCGAGGACUGGGGACUCAUCACAGUCUCGCUUGACGACAACCCAGAAUACUUUGCGCUCUCGUACGUCUGGGGCGAGGAGAAGGACCUCAAAAAGAUCGCCCUCCAGGGCCAAGACAAAGAGGUCACGCCAAACCUGGCUUCUGCUCUGUCUCACAUCCGGAGUGGGAACAUUGGAAGAACUUCCACCCCCAUUAAAUAUUUAUGGGCAGAUGCCAUCUGCAUCAACCAAGAAGACAUCUAUGAGCGUUCGCAACAAGUCCAGCUCAUGAGCCGCAUAUUCAAGUGCGCUCAAGCUGUCUGCGCAUGGGUUGGCCCAAAAGAUCACUCGCGAGCAUUUGAAACCAUCAGGGAACUCGCUAACGAGGUGGCUCUGCAUUAUUCAAGUUAUGUCCCUAACGACCGUGAUGAACACGUCAGCUUCGGUAUCCUCGACAUGCCCCCAUUCGAGCUCGAGUGGCUUCAACGACACCCCAGUCUUUGUAGUAAGACACCAAACACUGAGGGAAAGUUCAAAAACGAUGCAUGGAACUCCAUUGGGGAUCUUUUUCUGGAGAAAUACUGGGAGCGAGUAUGGAUCUACCAAGAAGUCGUGCUUGCUAGUCGGCUCCACCUAUUCAGCUCAGGUGGCAUGACUCUGAGUCGGCAAGACCUUUUUAUGUUUGCACAAAGUUAUACAGAGCUUGAUCUGAAGACCAAAAUCCGCAGGGGUAAGGUGCAAAGGCCAGAAUUUCUUUGCCAAGAGGUAUGGGAAGGUCUGCGCUGGUUUCCGCCCCAUCAUGGAAUCGACUCACUCCGUGAUGCCUGGAAAAUCAUAAUAAUGAAUGAUACCCUGAGACCAAUCAAGGAGUUUUGGGCGGAAUGCGGUCUUUGCCCCAGCUGGAAGCAAUCAAUCGCUGCGACACGGCUUGUCGCCAAAGAUCCAAAGGACUACAUUUACGGGCUUCUGGCAAUCACUCAAAUCCCAAUGACACCAGACUAUACCAAAAGCGACGCUGAAGUGUAUACCGAGUUCGUCGAGCGCUGGAUCGAGGCCUCCUUGGAAUUGGAAGUUAGGAAUAAACCAAUCAUGCAACUUGAACAGUCGCGGAUCCUACCCCUUGGCUUCUUGUCGCUUGCGGGUGUUGGGCAUUUUGGAUCCUCGGACGACUUUCCAUUUCCAAGCUGGGCUCCGAAUUUCCCCAAGAAUGCUCUACACAGAGAAACAAGGAUCUUGCAGGUUACGACUCCCCCGAGUCAAUCUCGAGAGGAUCCAAGCAGGUAUCCGUAUCUAGACAGAAAGACUGGAAGCCUUGUCGUUUUGGGAGCUGAGAUCGAACCAGUUCUCCAUGUAUCCAAUUUCACCAGCCCCGCUUGUUUCGAAGAACCCACUGGUUUCGACAACCUUAAAACUAUUCGAAAACUAUUCUGUGACAUUAAACACUCUUUUCGCUGCUAUACAUCCCGGCAUCCACGCUCCAUCUCCGGCACCUCAUCCUGGCAAGAUAUCGCUCGUCUACUCUACAAGAAGGUCUCAAAAGAUGUGACAGAGGAUAUGGUCUAUUCUCUUCUUACUCUAGCUGCCGUGUCAAGUCCAAACGAGACAGAGAAUUACCCUGACGGUUUGGGCGGCUGGGACUCCCCAGACUCUUCAAUUUUCCCUACCGAUUGGGAGACUCAACUUUACCAGCGGGCUUUCCCAGACAAAUAUCUAACCGAGCUAAAGUUUAAUGAUAAUCCAUUCGCAGAUAAAGAAUCUCGGAAAGACAAACUUUUGGAUCAUCUAAUAACCCUGUGUCAGGAGAUUGGGGAUCGGUCAAUUUUUGAGACCAAGAGGGGAUACCUUGGACGAGGACCCCUAGAUGUACGAGAAGGCGACCGACUCUGCGUGCUCAAGCACUAUGACCAACCUGUGUCACUCCACCAACUGGGGGAUCAUUAUACCUUUGUGGGAACCGUGUUUGUUGUUGAUCUAAACCAACCCGAAUGGAUACAGGAUAACCCAUCCGGUCUAGAGUGGCUUACGCUGCGAUAG
This is a messenger RNA of Fusarium vanettenii 77-13-4, 2097 nucleotides long. RefSeq lists its product as uncharacterized. NCBI's taxonomy places the organism in Eukaryota, Fungi, Ascomycota, Sordariomycetes, Hypocreales, Nectriaceae. The transcript has a single exon. Bases 1 to 2097 code for a protein of 698 amino acids. The record is from RefSeq and is a predicted model, not a curated record.